GGCAGGCGCUGGCAGGCGGCGUGCGCUCCCUGUGCAGUCCAGAGAAGAGCGCGCGGGAGUGGGAGGCUCCGGAGGAGUCGCCGCCGUUUGCUGCUACUGGUCCUGACAGCCGCUACUGAGGGCGCCUACGCAGGCAGGGGGGCUGCAAGCGCACUCCGACGGAGGCAGAGCCGCGCCGCUGGGGUCCCUCGCCCUUGCUCCAGGGCUGCCGCCGAAGUUAUCCGAGGCUUAGCUGGGGAGGGAGGGCGCGUCGAGAAGCCGCAAGCAACAAGUCCGUCUGCUGCUGCUCCGUCGAGGAAGGGGGCGGGGGGUGUCUCUCCUCAGCACACCUGGGGCAGGUCGGCAGCCACGCGCUGUGGGAUCUUCCAUCUCGUUGCUUUGACCCUCCUUCCGCGCCGGCUUGGAUGGCUGUUUCCAGGGUCCUUGCAUUUCAGCCUGGGGUGCAAGUCACCUUUGCACACUGAAAAAAAAAUAAUUAUCAGAAAGGUGCAUUUUGUUUCGAGGCUGCUGUCUGGCGUUUUUUCUUCCUGUCUUGGUGGGAAAGCGACCCUCUCUUGGCUAACUUGCUCCUUCACGCAAGAGGAGAGGGAGGAAACUUAGCUGCUCUCCCCCCACCCCGAAUGACAGCAUGGUGGGGAAAACAAGCCAGGAAGCCAAGGGUCAGGAUGCCAACAGCGAGGCCAGCUGCUCUGGAAGCCAGCGCUGCUGCUGGGGCAGGACUGCGCCCUCCAGCUGGCUGCUGACUGCCUUCCUCUUCUCGGUGGCGUCUGUGGCUUGCUGUGUGUAUCUGGGGAUGAAGACCAACGACCUUCAGGCCAGAGUCUUGGCCAUGGAGAUGGCCCAAGGGGACUUGUCGGCUGCGGCUGCUGCUUCCUACCAGCUGCUGCCCAGCUAUUCUCUGGAUCAGCUGAAUUCAUGGAUGCAGGAAAAGGUGGAGCGACUUCUGGCUCAGAAGUCCUAUGAGCAUAUGGCCAAAAUCAGAAUAGCAAGAGAAGUUCCUCCAGAAUGCAACUGUCCACCAGGUCCUCCUGGUAAACGAGGUAAGCGUGGAAGAAGAGGAGAGAUUGGACCCCCUGGUCAACCAGGGCGGAAUGGCUACCCGGGUCCAAUUGGUAUGGAUGGAAAGCUGGGUCAGCCUGGUCUUCAAGGCCCACCUGGUCCAAAAGGGGAGAAGGGAGAUCAAGGUGAUCAGGGCCCUCGGAUGGUGUUUCCUAAAAUCAAUCAUGGGUUUCUCUCUGCUGAUCAGCAGCUCAUUAAACGCCGCCUCAUUAAGGGAGACCAAGGACAAGCUGGGCCCCCUGGGCCUCCUGGACCUCCAGGACCAAGGGGCCCUCCUGGCGAUACUGGGAAGGAUGGCCCCCGAGGAAUACCUGGUGUGUCGGGAGAGUCAGGAAAACCAGGGGAACCAGGCUUGAUGGGACCUGAGGGGCCUCCAGGACAAAAGGGCUCUUUUGGUGCACCUGGUGUUCCAGGAAUGGAUGGACAUCAGGGUGAACCUGGUGUAAUGGGAGAGAGAGGACUUCCUGGGCUUAAGGGUGACCCUGGACAUCGUGGAGAAAGGGGUGAUCCAGGAGAAGCUGGGCCGAAAGGCAGUGCAGGAGAAAAGGGUGAUCCUGGAUCUUCAGCUGCAGGAAUAAAGGGAGAACCUGGAGUGUCAGGUCGAUCGGGCCAAAAGGGUGAACCUGGACUCCCUGGGCUUCCUGGACUCCCUGGAAUUAAGGGUGAACCAGGUUUCAUUGGCCCACAGGGAGAACCUGGCUUACCGGGGCUGCCUGGGACAAAGGGUGACAAGGGAGAUACAGGUCCUCCUGAGAAAGGUGAACGAGGUGAACCAGGAGUUCCAGGGCCAAAGGGGAAGUCAGGCGAAUCUGGAGCCAGAGGCCCAAAGGGGUCAAAGGGUGAUCUUGGAGAUAAAGGUGAUUUGGGUGCUAUAGGUCCAAAGGGCCCACCUGGACAAAAAGGCGACCAAGGUUCCACAGAAAUCAUCGACUACAAUGGCAACAUCCAUGAAGCCUUACAGAGGAUUACCACCCUAACUGUCACGGGUCCUCCUGGCCCUCCGGGACCCCAGGGAUUCCAAGGGUCAAAGGGUGAGCCUGGAGCCCCAGGAAUCCCAGGUGCUGAUGGGGAGCAGGGACCUAAAGGCUCAAAGGGGGAUGUGGGUGACCCCGGAAUACUAGGAGAAAAAGGAGGGAUUGGACUUCCAGGAUUGCCAGGAUCCAACGGUAUGAAAGGAGACAAAGGAGAUGUUGGCUUGCCAGGUCCUCAAGGUCCUUCUAUUAUAGGACCACCAGGAUCUCCUGGCCCACAUGGUCCACCAGGGCCUAUGGGACCUCAUGGACUACCAGGUCCAAAGGGUGAACCAGGGUUAAAUGGUCUUAAAGGAUUGAAGGGUGAACCAGGUCACAAGGGUGACAGAGGGCCCCUUGGUCUUCCAGGAGCAUCUGGCUUAGAUGGAAAGCCAGGACCCCGGGGUGUAGAUGGCCCAGUUGGUCCACAUGGUCUUGCAGGUCCAAAAGGAGACAGAGGUGAAAAAGGAGUUUCAGGAGAUCCUGGACCCAGAGGACCAUAUGGUUUGCCUGGCAAAGAUGGAGAACCUGGCCUUGAUGGUUUCCCUGGUCCUCGCGGAGAAAAGGGUGAUGUAGGAGAAAGGGGAGAAAAGGGGGAGAAGGGAAAGAAAGGCAAAAAGGGGCCUAAAGGGGAGAAAGGAGAACAGGGUGCCCCUGGAUUAGAUGCACCUUGCCCGUUGGGGCCAGAUGGGUUACCAAUGCCUGGCUGUUGGCAAAAGUGAUGAAUCUAACUUUGCAAGCAUGAAGUUAUGUAUAUAAAACACUCCACCUCUUGUAUUUAUAGUUGAAAAUGGAACAAUUGAUUUUACAAGUCUGAAAUAUGUUUACACGUAGCUGCUUCUAUUUGUUUGCAGUAUUCCAUGUGUACAUUUAUUCGUCAUGUACAUCUGCAAUCCAGCAAAAUAUAAACUAUGUGAGACGCGUGCAAAACAAGCAUUAAUCUCUCUGCAGAGAUCAGUCACAGACAUAUGAUUUUUUCCUGCAAUUUUACUCCCCCUAUUUUUUUUUACUUGCAUGGACGUUAAGUGCCAUGAACAAGUUUACAUGAAACUUUGACCAAAUACAAGCCCAGUGCUAUGAAAGGUACUGUACCUGAUUGCCAAUGGAAUAUAGUGACGUUGCUUCCAUGUUCACAUUCAUAAACACUUCAUUGGAUUGUAGCUCCAGUAUUUGCUUAGGGUGACUAAAAACAAAAGCAUGACUUGCGUGCCAAAACGGCUUGUGUGUGUGAUCGCUUCAUAUGCUCCAGUGGCUGUUUGCUAUGACUUUCAAUUCAGACACCUGAAUUGUUCUUUUUUUGUCAUCUCAAGGGAGUCACACCAUGGCUUAUUGCAAAAAAAUGAUAAAAAGGAGAUUAGAUGAUGGUUUCCAAUUUGGAAGGGAGUGCUGUUCCUUCUGAAGGUGGAUGGCCUUUCAGUUUUCUGGGUCAUGGAGUCGCCUUUGCCAAAAAGGGUAACACCAGUCCAUCAGCAUCCGUUUGCUUGCACUGCUCACAGUCACAUUGCAUUUGCCUUGGGAGGAUGUCAGCAACAGCGGCUUGUUGACUGUUUGACCAAGAAGAAAAGAAGCAUGAAGAUUUUCUUUGUGAGUAGCUUGGCAAGAGUUGCUGAGAAAUACCAAAUGGAUCAUUUAAUGAUAAGCCCCAGCAUCAACUGGAGGUCAAUGUGACCGUAUUUAAGGAUUGGUGCAGUAUGUGUUUCACAUACUGUAUUUUGGGACUGUAAAGGGGAAAGAAAGUAUUCUCAGAAAAAGACACCAUAAAAUGCCUGCCUCUGGCAAUACGGAACAGAUGGAGAUUUAUGUGGAUUGACAUUUGGAUUUUAGAAGUUCCUGAUUAAAUGACAAACUUUUGUAAGAUUUUGGAAAAUAUAUUUAAUUUAAUGUAUUUCAUGUUUCAGUUCACUAAUCUACAGAUGCUUACGUUUUGAGGAACAGUACUUGUGUUUGGCUUUCUUGAGCAUUAUGGUUUUGGGGGACCGAUGAGGUCUUUACUUCUACAAAGCAAAGAGCUGUUUAUUUUUUUACUUGUACAAGCUUAUUUGAACAUAUAGCUUUCUUUUCUUCUACAAUUACAUGUUUUGAGCAAUCACAGUUGAAAAAAAAUAUGGAGGAGAGAGGAUGAAGAAUGAUUACUAUAUAAUAUUCACUGGAUCUUACAAAAUGUUUCCCCAAAUGUAGACAUUAUUUGCAUCAAGCUUUUAAUUACUAAUUCUUUAAUUUCUAUAUUUUGAACACAUGAAGGUUUUUUGAAUAACAAGUUUAUGUUGUUCACUGUACCUCUGUCCAUUUUUUAAAAAAAAUCAUGGUCUCUGUCAGAGUUGGUUGCUACAUUUGUAUGUUCAUUCAUGAGAAUUUGUUUUUUAUGCCUGACCAAAUAAGAUACGCAUGUAACAAUAAUAAUAACACUAAUAAUAAUGUUUGUAGGAUAAACGUGUCUUUAUCAUGUAAUCAUCAAUUUUGCAUCAAUAAGCAUCAGUUUCUGUAAUAUAUCAUCUUGAAAACAGUGUAAAAGCGAUUACACUACCAAAUAUUAGCUCAAUACUGCCUUAUACCCAUGAGUGAAGAGUAUCUGCCCUAUAAAAAUUAACAUUUUAUUCUUACUUCAAUUUCAUAUUUCAAAAUAUCAAAUCCAUCAUAAAAAAUACUGUAAAAGGUUUUUUUUCAGACCUUAGAAAACCUUUUAAGAAAUGAUUUAAUCCUGAUGCAUUUGAAUUAAAAAAUUUACAAAUAGUUUUGCUAAAUGUCUAAUAGUCUGGAAACAUCAAAAAGCUUAAGGAGCUCAGCAAAAGGGAUGCUUUUUUAUCCCAAUUGCAUGGCUUUUUUAUUGGAAACAACUCCAAGUGCACAGAAAAGCAAGAUAAAUGUUGUUAAAAGUAAACAAGACAAAUCAAAUGAAUGAAAAAUAGAUCUACUUUUAACAGUUCAGACGUGCAAAAUGUAACCUUAGUCUAUGUUAACCCAAUUUCUCUGUAAUUAGAGAUAUGUAUUAUUUCAUCCCGAUAUAUCAGUGAAUGUAUCAGUUUUAAAUCUAGUCCAAAAAGAGCUCUUGCAAAAUGUCUCAUUCAGGAAACUAUGUACCUGUAAACAGAGAAGAACAUUCCAAUAAUUUUAUGGAAAUGUAUUAAUAUUGUGACUUACUACAACUUUUGUGGCUCCAUUUUUGUGUUGGUUUCAUCUGGAGAAGUAUUCCCUAUAAUAUUCAGUGGGGGCAAACCUAUGUUCAUGGACUACAAUUCCCAUCAGCCCCUGCCAGCAUGGGAAUUGCAGUCUAUGAACAUCUGGAGUGCCAUAGGUUCGCCACCACGGGCCCUAUAUGAAUAAACAGAGCCUUGUUUUCCUGCCCAUUGUGCAUGCUCAGGUAGGGCAGUCUGGGAGUGGGUGGUUUGCAUGUCCCAGUCUUGCCUUUCCUCUUCUUUGUUCAACUUAUUCAGCCUCUGGAAUUGAUAGAAUUUGAGCAAGACUAGAUAAGAAUAUA
Messenger RNA from Sphaerodactylus townsendi, 5544 nucleotides. It is a transcript of the gene COL25A1, whose product is annotated as collagen type XXV alpha 1 chain. The record is from RefSeq and is a predicted model, not a curated record. Lineage: Eukaryota; Metazoa; Chordata; Lepidosauria; Squamata; Sphaerodactylidae. The transcript is spliced from 41 exons. Bases 629 to 2791 code for a protein of 720 amino acids.